UCAAAUAUAGUAGGAAAAGACCACCUCAUGCUAAACACUUGGCUGAACACCACAUUUUCUUAAUCCUUAAGGAAGAGUCACGUCUCCAGCAUCUUGAAGACUUUAUAUACACCUCAUAACAACAUGUUUAGUCUUACAAAUUAUGCCCAAUUGACCACCGAUUGAAAGAGAAAGCAUAAAGGAAAAGAGAGAAGCAGAAACAAGGAGCUGAAAUUGAAUUUCUGGAUAGGUGAUUUUCCGACGUUGAGUGAAAAAGGAAAGUGAUAUAAUCUCCGUAGGAGCUUGUGCACACACAAGGGCAAAAAGUUCUUGCGUUGUAGGUGAGCAUGGAACUAUGUAGAGGGCACGGCCAACUGUGGAGCUCUUAUGGGAUUGCAAAGAUAAAUGUACAUGGAUGACGACCUGUAGGGUUAUUUUGUGGGCUAUUGUUUUGAGCUUACACUCUAUUGUGUCGUAUUUCGGGGGUCCUAUCUUGUAUAACUUUUGAAAUGGCCUAUAGAUGUGUUUAUAACCUUAGAACAUACGUGUUGGAUUAUGGUUAUGAUCAUUGAUUUUGAUAUAAUAUAUGAUCAUCACAGGUGACUUGAAGUUAACAAAUAGGGACAUAAUUGUGCAAAUGCUCGUUUCAUUUUAUUUAAAAAAAAGUAUAUCUAAAUUUUAUGUCUAGAUCGAGUUACCAAUAUCAUUUCGACAUAGGAAUUAGUAUGGUUAUUUGUAUAUAUUUGGGGUGUGACAGAGAGUGGUAUCAGAGCAAGGUUAUAAUUCUGUAGACUGUCCAUGUACAUGAUCUCGGAGUACGAAAGAGCACAGCUAAGCCUAUAAGUUUUAUUUGUUGCAUUAUUUUUACAUACUUCAUGAAUGAUAUUGGCCAAUCUUUACUUACAGCCAUGGUGAGAACCAGAGAUGCUAGUUAUAGCAGAGCUAGAACUCCAGGGCAAGAGGCAUCUGUUCAAGAUGACAGUCGGGAUGUUGUUAUUGAUAGACUAACGGAACUAGUUGAGCGACAAUCUCAACAAAUUCAGCAAUUAAUACAACAAGAAGAAAGGGGAAAACAUCAAAGGGCUGAAUUCAUACAACCACAACAAUGGGCUGAACAUAUUGAGGAAGUUGGAGAAACAUUUAGAAAACUAAACCUUCCAAUAUUUGAGGAUGCAUUAGAUCCAACAGCUGCAGAGGAUUGGUCGAGAACUUUAGAGAAUAUUUUCAGGUAUAUGAGAGUUUCGGAAGUAGAAAAAGUAGUUUGUGCAUCCUUUAUGCUACGAGGUAGUGCUGGACAAUGGUGGGAUACGAUGAGUAGUAUUAAAGAUGUAAAUACCAUGACUUGGGAUAGAUUUAAAGAGUUAUUCCGUAAUAAAUAUUUUACAGCCCUAGUUCGAACCAUGAAGAUGAAUGAAUUUAUACAGCUAAGAUAAGGAAGGAUGACAGUGGGAGAGUAUAUUCGUAAAUUUGAACAACUAUCCACGUUUGCUACCCACAUGAUUAAUACUAAGGUACUGAAGGUAGAAAGAUUUCUUGAGGGGCUAUGAUCAUCACAAGUGAUUUGAA
Molecule: messenger RNA, 1545 nt
Organism: Olea europaea var. sylvestris
Lineage: Eukaryota; Viridiplantae; Streptophyta; Magnoliopsida; Lamiales; Oleaceae
Exons: 3
Coding region: 855-1412 (185 amino acids)
Source: RefSeq, a predicted model, not a curated record